Messenger RNA from Neodiprion virginianus, 797 nucleotides. It is a transcript of the gene TpnC41C, whose product is annotated as troponin C, isoallergen Bla g 6.0101. The record is from RefSeq and is a predicted model, not a curated record. Lineage: Eukaryota; Metazoa; Arthropoda; Insecta; Hymenoptera; Diprionidae. Gene Ontology annotation, molecular function: enzyme regulator activity; calcium ion binding. The transcript is spliced from 5 exons. Bases 231 to 692 code for a protein of 153 amino acids.
AGGGGCAGGAUGGAGCAUCUGCUGCAACGACGUCCUCGAGACGAGAGUGAAAUCCGCUAGAUUAAAACAUUCUCCAAUAUUUGUUUGUUAUGUCACCUUUAUACACGAGGAAUCUUUAUAAUCCGCGCAAAACUGUUCGCGAGGUACGGUGCUGACGGUGCUUUUGAAAAGUCGGGAAGAACGAAGAGCUUUUCACAUCAGACUCGCUGACGCGAUCCUCUUUCGCAGAUAUGGAUGACCUAAACAAGGAUCAAAUUGCGCUUCUUAAGAAGGCCUUCGACGCCUUUGAUCACGAGAAAAAGGGCUGCAUAGGAACGGACAUGGUGGGAACGAUUUUAACGAUGCUUGGACACGAGUUGAGCGAAAACACGCUGGCCGAGAUAAUCGCGGAGGUGGACGAGGACGGAUCCGGAGAACUCGAGUUCGAGGAGUUUUGCACCCUGGCUGCGAGGUUUUUGGUCGAGGAAGACACCGAGGCGAUGCAGCAGGAGCUGAGGGAGGCUUUCCGGCUCUACGACAAGGAAGGAAACGGAUACAUAACGACCGACGUCUUCAGGGACAUCCUUCACGAGCUCGACGACAAGCUUUCGCCCGAAGAACUCGAUCUUAUGAUAGAGGAAAUCGACGCCGACGGAUCUGGGACUCUCGACUUUGACGAAUUUAUGGAAGUGAUGACAGGCGGCGACGACUGAAGCUUUUUCGACGCACGAAAUUGUACACGGGUAAAAAACACUCGCGACUUAAAGUGUAACAUUAUGAAAAAAAAAAAAUAUAUAUUAAAUAGCGAAACUCCGUUA